Molecule: messenger RNA, 660 nt
Organism: Hemicordylus capensis (graceful crag lizard)
Lineage: Eukaryota; Metazoa; Chordata; Lepidosauria; Squamata; Cordylidae
Gene: RPS14
Product: ribosomal protein S14
Exons: 5
Coding region: 160-615 (151 amino acids)
Biological process (GO): maturation of SSU-rRNA from tricistronic rRNA transcript (SSU-rRNA, 5.8S rRNA, LSU-rRNA); ribosomal small subunit assembly; translation
Cellular component (GO): cytosolic small ribosomal subunit; ribosome
Molecular function (GO): mRNA 5'-UTR binding; small ribosomal subunit rRNA binding; structural constituent of ribosome
Source: RefSeq, a predicted model, not a curated record
AACAGGGGAGCAAUACAAGUAAAGCGCGUUUUCCUUUUGGAGGAAGUGAACUUCCCUUCUCAGAAGCAUCACUUCCGGGGGAUACGAGGUGGCCUCUGACCCCGUGACUCUGGCCUCUUUCUUUCCGGUGCUGGUUGCUGCCUGCCGAGACGCUCGAAAAUGGCACCUCGUAAGGGUAAGGAAAAGAAGGAAGAACAGGUCAUCAGCUUGGGACCACAAGUUGCUGAAGGAGAGAAUGUGUUUGGAGUUUGCCACAUCUUUGCUUCCUUCAAUGACACUUUUGUCCAUGUAACUGACCUGUCUGGCAAGGAAACAAUCUGCCGAGUAACUGGUGGCAUGAAAGUGAAGGCUGACAGGGAUGAAUCUUCUCCUUAUGCUGCUAUGCUGGCUGCCCAGGAUGUGGCCCAGAGAUGCAAGGAGCUGGGAAUCACUGCCCUUCACAUCAAGUUGCGGGCUACAGGAGGAAACAGAACAAAGACUCCAGGACCUGGAGCCCAGUCAGCCCUUAGAGCUCUGGCUCGAUCUGGCAUGAAGAUUGGGCGCAUUGAGGAUGUCACCCCCAUCCCCUCCGACAGCACCCGCAGAAAGGGCGGUCGCCGUGGUCGUCGUCUGUAAACAAUAGCUGUUAUCUUUCAUCAUUAAAACUUUCCAAUAAACCUC